CCAGAGGCGAUCAGAACGACCAGAUACCUCUUCGUUUUUGCAUUGAGUUCCAUUUUGCAAUUGAGUUUUCUUUUGUUUUUUCUUUUUUCUUUUUUCCCCUUCUUCUUCUGAUCCCUUUGCAGAAUGGAUUAUUUUCCCGUGAUCUUCUCUCUGCUGUUUGUGGCUUUCCAAGGAGCUCCAGAAACAGCUGUCUUGGGAGCAGAACUCAGCACUCAAGCUGUGAGCGAAGUGCAGAGCCCCCCUCCCAGCACAUCCUGGAGACCCCGAAGGUCCAAGCGCUGCUCCUGUUCUUCCUUGAUGGACAAGGAGUGUGUCUAUUUCUGCCACCUGGACAUCAUCUGGGUCAACACUCCCGAGCGCGUCGUCCCAUAUGGACUGGGAAGCCCUUCCAGGUCCAAGCGUUCCUUGAAAGACUUACUACCCACAAAGGCCAUGGAGCAGGGGAAUAGAUGUCAGUGUGCUCACCAAAAAGACAAGAAGUGCUGGAAUUUCUGCCAAGCAGGAAAAGAACUCAGAGCCCAAAGUACCAUGCAGAAAGGCUUAAAAGACUCCAAGAAGGGAAAACCCUGCUCCAAGCUGGGAAAGAAGUGUCUCUAUCAGCAGCUGGUGGAAGGAAGGAAACUAAGAAGGUUGGAGGCCAUCAGCAACAGCAUCAAGACAUCUUUUCGUCUUGCGAAGUUGAAAGCUGAGCUCUAUAGAGACCAGCAGUUGACACACAACCGGGCGCAUUGACUACAGAGCUCCCUGGUGUUUUGGAAGCCAUCCCUUAUAUAGAGCGAGCCCCAUGGCCAACUCUGCUCUCUCCAUGCUGGCUGGGAUCUUAGCAAGAACAUCUGUUCGGCUUCUACGGGGUUUUUGUUCAGACUGGCAGAGGCCCAGCAUCCUUGUUCCAAACAUUCCAAGAAAGGUUGAGGUGUUCCCUAACCUGUCUUCGUUUGCGUCCGCUGGUAGCAAGUGCUUUUCUGCCUCUUCUUGCUGGUUGGGAAUGACUGUGGACCUCUCAGAGAGCAGAGACAUCAUGCCGUUCUAGAGUGGCAUGGUCCAGAAAGCCUGGAGAUUCCAUGGCAGGGCGGAGUUUCUGUAGAAAGUCCUUAGGGAGUGUUCGUGUCUGACUCAGGCGCCUGGCACAUUUCAGGGAGAAACUCCAAAGUCCAUGCAAAAAUUUUUCUGAGGAAUGCACAAAUUGAAAACAUACCCCAAGGACAAACACUUGCGUUUAUUAAAAAAGAGAGAGAGAAAAAAGAGAGAG
Arvicanthis niloticus (Nile rat) is the source of this 1249-nucleotide messenger RNA. RefSeq names its product endothelin 1 (gene Edn1). The record is from RefSeq and is a predicted model, not a curated record. Gene Ontology annotation, biological process: intracellular calcium ion homeostasis; vein smooth muscle contraction; regulation of vasoconstriction. Gene Ontology annotation, molecular function: hormone activity; endothelin B receptor binding; endothelin A receptor binding. Gene Ontology annotation, cellular component: extracellular region. NCBI's taxonomy places the organism in Eukaryota, Metazoa, Chordata, Mammalia, Rodentia, Muridae.